UUUGGACGUCCAUGGAAUCUUUUUAAAAAUUAAAAGGUUUGUCUUUUGCCUUUUUUUACACCAGCAAGUUUUGUCCGCACAUAAUCCCUGAGUUAAUCUGUUAUCAAUCCCCUUUUCCAAAUUCGAUUAGAAAGUGUGUUUAGCAAUUUUCUGGUAAAGGGAAGGGGUUUUAAAUAUUUUUAGAGCUUUUAGUAUGGAUCUUGAAAGAUGACAGAACCAGUUCCAUCAUCUAGAAAGCUUGGAAGGAAACCAAAAUGGUAUUUUGCGGACGUUGAGCUCUCGUGGCUUCUAUCUAGAAUGUCAAUGGAUUCGGCUGCUGAACUUAAAUAUAGAAGACAAGCUGAAGAAUUUAUUCAGGAAAUGGUUGAACGGUUGAAUCACAACAUUUUACAUCACAGAGGACAGCUGGCAAAGUGCAUCGCUUCAACAAGAAGACAAUUGCUUGGUUGCAUUUAUUUGGCUUGUAGAUGUGCAGAUUAUGAAGUGUGA
Meloidogyne enterolobii is the source of this 489-nucleotide messenger RNA. NCBI's taxonomy places the organism in Eukaryota, Metazoa, Nematoda, Chromadorea, Rhabditida, Meloidogynidae. The record is from the annotation of a GenBank genome assembly.